CGCCGUUCCCAGCCCGGCGCAGCAGCAGCAUGUUGCGGGCAGCGGUUCGCGCUUCCCGGCUCUGCCGCGGCCCGGCCCGGCUCGGUCCGUCCUUCUCGGCCGCCGCUUCCCCCAUCCCGGCGCCCAACCCGCGCCCCGACAUCGCCUAUAACAAGAUUUUCAUCAAUAACGAGUGGCACGAUGCAGUCAGUAAGAAAACCUUCCCUUCUGUCAACCCAGCAACAGGAGAGGUCAUCUGCCAGGUCGCUGAGGGCGAUAAGGCAGAUGUGGACAAGGCCGUUCAGGCAGCCAAGGCAGCUUUCCAGCUGGGCUCACCUUGGAGGAGGAUGGAUGCUUCUCAUCGGGGGAAGCUGCUGAAUCGUCUUGCUGACCUGAUCGAGAGGGACCGGGCGUACCUGGCUGCUCUGGAGACUCUGGACAAUGGCAAACCGUACUCCAUCUCCUACCUGGUGGACUUGGACAUGGUAGUCAAAUGUCUCAGGUACUUUGCAGGCUGGUCAGAUAAAUAUCAUGGCAAAACCAUCCCGUUAGAUGGAGACUUCUUCUGUUACACCCGACUCGAGCCCGUGGGGGUCUGUGGACAGAUCAUCCCGUGGAACUUCCCACUGCUGAUGCAAGCAUGGAAACUGGGGCCUGCCCUGGCUACUGGGAAUGUGGUUGUGAUGAAAGUGGCAGAGCAGACCCCGCUGAGUGGUCUCUACGUGGCUAAUCUGAUCAAAGAGGCUGGAUUCCCACCAGGCGUGGUGAACAUCAUCCCUGGCUUCGGGCCCACAGCAGGGGCUGCCAUCUCCUCCCACAUGGAGAUAGAUAAAGUGGCCUUCACUGGCUCCACAGAGGUGGGGCACCUCAUCCAGAAGGCUGCAGCAGAGAGUAACCUAAAGAGGGUGACGCUGGAGCUUGGAGGAAAGAGCCCGAACAUAAUCCUGUCUGAUGCAGACAUGGACUGGGCAGUGGAUCAAGCCCAUUUUGCCCUCUUCUUCAACCAAGGGCAGUGUUGCUGUGCAGGAUCCCGAAUGUAUGUCCAGGAAGAUAUAUAUCAUGAGUUUGUGGAGAGGAGUGUUGAGAAGGCCAAGGCCAGGGUGGUUGGAAACCCCUUUGACUUUAAAACUGAACAGGGGCCUCAGGUAGAUGAAGAGCAGUUUAAGAAGAUCCUUGGUUACAUUAGUGCUGGGAAGCGUGAAGGAGCGAAACUGCUGUGUGGUGGCAGCCCUGCUGCAGACAGAGGCUACUUCAUUCAGCCAACUGUCUUUGGUGACGUGCAGGACAACAUGACAAUUGCCAGAGAAGAGAUAUUUGGGCCAGUCAUGCAGAUUCUGAAAUUCAAAACAGUUGAGGAAGUCAUUGAGAGAGCAAAUGACUCCAAGUACGGCCUGGCAGCAGCAGUCUUUACGAAGGAUCUUGACAAAGCAAACUAUGUGUCACAGAGCCUGCGAGCUGGAACGGUCUGGAUAAACUGCUACAAUGUCUUUGGUGCCCAAGCCCCCUUUGGUGGCUACAAAGCUUCUGGAAAUGGGCGAGAGCUGGGAGAAUAUGGUCUGGAGGCAUAUGUAGAGGUGAAAAAUGUGACAAUGAAAAUUCCACAGAAGAACUCCUAAAGGACAGCAGCUUCUCUGUGCUUGGAGACACCUCUGCAGCUUCACAAGCCACAAAGCAAGGGAGCCUCUGCUUAACACAUGCAAAGCUUAGGUGGAAAAUAUCUAACUCUGCAUUAAGAAAUUUUUCCUUAGGAGGUGACUGAAGGAGCUUUUGUUAAAAAAAGGCUACUUAGCUUUCUCUUUUUACAAUACCAAAUACAAAUGAGUGCUAUUGCAUUA
Messenger RNA from Colius striatus (speckled mousebird), 1814 nucleotides. RefSeq names its product aldehyde dehydrogenase 2 family member (gene ALDH2). The transcript has 13 exons. Gene Ontology annotation, molecular function: aldehyde dehydrogenase (NAD+) activity. Bases 30 to 1595 code for a protein of 521 amino acids. Lineage: Eukaryota; Metazoa; Chordata; Aves; Coliiformes; Coliidae. The record is from RefSeq and is a predicted model, not a curated record.